Molecule: messenger RNA, 851 nt
Organism: Dacryopinax primogenitus
Lineage: Eukaryota; Fungi; Basidiomycota; Dacrymycetes; Dacrymycetales; Dacrymycetaceae
Product: elongation factor 1-beta
Exons: 4
Coding region: 38-703 (221 amino acids)
Biological process (GO): translational elongation
Cellular component (GO): eukaryotic translation elongation factor 1 complex; cytosol
Molecular function (GO): translation elongation factor activity; guanyl-nucleotide exchange factor activity
Source: RefSeq, a predicted model, not a curated record
AUCCACACUUCAAUCAACAUCCAAAUUACCAUCCAUAAUGGCAAAUUUCAACGGUCUUCCCGCCCUCGAGGCACAUCUCAAGUCUCGGUCGUAUGUUGAUGGACACGUUCCCUCGCAAGCCGAUGUUGGUGUGUUCAACUCCCUUGGAAGUGCACCCAGCCCGGCGGAGUUCCCUCAUUCCGCGCGUUGGUACAAACACAUCCAGUCUUACGCGUCGGAGCACGCUACUCUCCCUGGUGACAAGGCUUCCUCCAGCAAGCUCUUCUCCGCCGCUAGUGCCGUCCCCGCCAAGCCUGCGGUCAAGGAAGAGGAAGAGGAGGAAGAAAUUGACCUCUUCGGAUCAGAUGAUGAGGAGGCCGAUGCCGAGGCCGAAAGAAUCAAGCAGGAACGAGUGGCGGCGUACAACGCGAAGAAAGCGAACAAGCCCAAGGCAGCCGCCAAGUCCGUCGUUACGCUCGAUGUCAAGCCUUGGGAUGAUGAGACGGACAUGGUUGCGCUCGAGAGCAGCGUCAGGAGCAUCGAGCAGCCUGGACUCGUCUGGGGUGCCAGUAAACUGGUUGCGAUUGGGUACGGUAUCAAGAAGCUCCAGAUCACCCUUGUCAUCGAGGAUGAGCUGGUCUCUUUGGACGAGCUCCAGGAGAAGCUCGCCGAAUUCGAUGAUUACAUCCAGUCGACGGACGUCCAGGCCAUGCAGAAGUUGUAAAUAUGGUGAUGUACUGUCGCUCACUGGUGGAGGUAGAUGAGGUAGAUCAGAAGAAACUCCUCUAGGGAUUUUGCAGAAUGUACCUGUUUCGAAUUGCUGUGACAACUUGGCGGUUGGCCAAUAAUGCGCGCAGUGUCGUUAACGUCCG